Messenger RNA from Olea europaea var. sylvestris, 3589 nucleotides. RefSeq names its product E3 SUMO-protein ligase SIZ1. Gene Ontology annotation, biological process: protein sumoylation. The transcript is spliced from 17 exons. The coding region runs from base 341 to 2962 and encodes 873 amino acids. NCBI's taxonomy places the organism in Eukaryota, Viridiplantae, Streptophyta, Magnoliopsida, Lamiales, Oleaceae. The record is from RefSeq and is a predicted model, not a curated record. Gene Ontology annotation, molecular function: SUMO ligase activity; zinc ion binding.
ACACGUAAGCCACAACACGGAAUCGAAACCCGGACGUGACUGCAAGUAGCAAACCGGAAUUGAUAAACCGAUGAUACGUCCGGAAUUAUGGUAGCUUCCUCUUCUGGUUAGUUUGGUCAAACAUUACAACCAGUGUGUGUUUGUAUGUGUAUGGACCCAAUGCACGAAGAGAAAAAAAGAGAAAUUUGACUCGCCGAAAGGUCUACGAAACCCUAGUUUUCUACAUCCUUAGAUCGAUUGUUAAUUGGAGAGGUGCAUGGUCCGUGUUGAUUGAAACCUUUUGCCCCCUUUUUUUGUGUAAUUGAGGUGUGCUGCAGAGUGACUGAAGGAGGGUAAAAAGAUGGAUUUAGUGACGAGUUGCAAGGACAAAUUAGCAUACUUUCGAAUAAAGGAGCUCAAGGAUGUCCUUACUCAGCUAGGACGUCCAAAGCAAGGAAAGAAGCAGGACCUUGUUGAUCGGAUAUUAGCCAUUCUCUCCGAUGAUCGAGUUCCAGGAACAUGGGACAAGAAAAAUGCCGUUGGAAAGGAGGAAGUAGCAAAGUUGGUAGAUGACACUUACAGAAAAAUGCAGAUAUCUGGGGCAACUGAUUUAGCAUCUAAAUCAGAUAGCAGUAAUGUAAAACUCAAUGUAAAACUCAAAGAGGAAACUGAAGAACCUCACCAAAUGGAUAAAAUUCGCUGCCUUUGUGGAAGCACACUACCAACUGGUCCAAUGAUAAAGUGUGAAGAUCCAAGAUGCAAUGUGUGGCAGCAUAUAGCUUGUGUGGUGAUCCCUGAGAAACCUGUGGAGGGUGUUCUACCAAAUACCCCUGAAAUUUUUUACUGUGAAAUUUGUAGACUUAGUCGGGCAGAUCCCUUCUGGGUGACAGUGGCACAUCCUUCAUAUCCUGUGAAGUUGACCAUUCCCAGUAUUCCUUCAGAUGGCUCAAAUCCUGUUCAGAGCAUAGAGAAAACAUUUCAACUGACGAGAGCAGACAGGGACAUGUUUUCGAAACAAGAAUACGAUGUUCAGGCUUGGUGCAUGCUUCUUAAUGACAAGGUGCCAUUUAGGAUGCAGUGGCCACAGUAUACAGACCUGCAGGUCAAUGGUGUACCAGUACGAGCAAUAAACAGACCUGGCUCACAGCUUCUGGGAGCAAAUGGUCGAGAUGACGGUCCUAUUAUAACACCAUGCACCAGAGACGGCAUUAAUAAGAUUUCAUUAACAGGAUGCGAUGCUCGCAUAUUCUGUUUGGGAGUAAGAAUUGUGAAACGGCGUACUCUUCACCAGGUUCUCAACAUGAUCCCCAAAGAGUCUGAAGGUGAGCGUUUUGAGGAUGCACUUGCUCGCGUUCGUCGUGUUGUUGGUGGCGGGGCUGCCACAGAAAAUGCUGAUAGCGACAGUGAUAUUGAAGUUGUUGCUGAUUUCAUUCCUGUCAAUCUUCGCUGUCCUAUGAGUGGUUUAAGAAUGAAGAUUGCUGGAAGAUUUGAACCCUGUGUCCACAUGGGCUGUUUUGAUCUUGAAGUUUUUGUGGAAAUGAACCAAAGGUCUAGGAAGUGGCAAUGUCCUAUUUGUCUCAAGAAUUAUUCAUUGGAGAAAAUCAUCAUAGACCCUUAUUUCAAUCGAAUUACAUCCAAGAUUAAGAAUUGUGGGGAAGAUGUGAAUGAGAUUGAGGUUAAGCCUGACGGCUCCUGGCGUGCGAAGACAGAAGGUGACCGUAGGGCUCUCGGGGAACUUGGGCUGUGGCACUUGCCUGAUGGUAGUCUCUCUCCGUCUAUGGAAGGAGAAUCUAAACCCAAACCAGAAUUUCCUAAACAGAUUAAGCAGGAAGGUGGCUCUGAUAGCCAUGCUGGGUUGAAACUUGGAAUGAAGAAAAACCAAAAUGGUUGCUGGGAAUUGAAUAAAACUGAUGAUAUAUUGAAACUAUCAUCUGCGAAUAUAUUACAGGAACAAUUUUUAAACGACCAUAAUAUAAUUCCUAUGAGCAGCAGCGCCACUGGCAGUGGUAGAGAUGGUGAAGAUGCUAGUGUCAACCAGGAUGGUGCAGAAAACAUUGAUUUUGCCACAAACCACGGCAUUGAGCUGGAGUCAAUUUCCCUGAAUAUGGAACCAAGCUAUGGAUUUAUUGAGCAGAAUCCACCUGCACCACCUGAGGAAGUAAUUGUCCUCAGCGAUUCAGAAGAAGAAAAUGAGCCUCUAAUUUCUUCUGGAGCGAUUUACAAGAGCAACCACAUGGACAAUGGUGGAACCACUUUUCCUGUUUCCCAGCAUGGAAUUCCUGGUUCUUAUCUGGAAGAUCCUGCUGCCUUUGAUAAUGGUAUUGGUCUUUUCAAUACUCAUGAUGAUGAUUUUGUUGGGAUGCAUAUGUGGUCUUUGCCUUCUGGUAGUCAAGCAGCCCCUGGUUUUCAGUUAUUUGGUUCAGAUGCAGAUGUAACAGAUGCCUUGGUUGAUGUGCAGCACGGUUCUAUCAAUUGUCCAACUUCGGUUAAUGGCAACACAUUGACUGCAGAGAAUGCCAUGGGAUCUGCUGCACUUGUUCCUGAGUCUUCUGUAAAGCAUACUAAUGUAAAUGACGGAUUAGUUGAUAAUCCUUUGGCAUUUAGUGGUAAUGAUCCUUCGCUUCAAAUAUUUCUUCCGACAAGGCCAUCCGAUGCAUCAGCACAGGCUGACAGGAGAGAUCUUCCAGACGUUUCAAAUGGUAUUCGUAGUGAGGAUUGGAUUUCUCUCAGGCUUGGGGGUGGCAGUGCAGGGGGGCAUGGUGAGCCUGCAGCUUCAAAUAUUUUAAGCUCCAGGAAUCAAUUACAAUCCAAGGAUGGUGCCUUGGAUUCAUUGGCGGACACUGCUUCUUUACUUCUUGGUAUGAAUGACAAGAAGUCCGGUAAGACAAGUAGGGAAAGAUCUGAUAGUCCUUUUUCAUUUCCUCGCCAACGGCGUUCUGUAAGACCAAGAUUAUACCUUUCUAUUGAUUCAGACUCUGAGUAAGGUUGUUCGCGACCAUAUUGGAGGACAUUACUCCAUAUAAAGAAGUUAUAAUACUAGAUGCAUCUCGUUUGAAGAGAUUCUCCAGAAGGGUUUGAAAAUUUGUUAUUGCUACCUAGUUGAUCUGUAUUUGAACAACGAAGAAGCUGGCUUCAGUAUCUGCUAUGGCAAAAAGGUAAUUAUCAGAUAGCACUACAGCACUCAGUGUGCUGCCACCUGGAACAUUACUUUUGAUUGGUGAGCAGUUUUAACUCUGUUUUAUUUAUCAGAGUUAGUUUUGCACAAUUCCUUGUGUUUUUCGACUUCAUUAUCAUGGAUCUGCCCUUCCUAAUAGGUUAGAGGGACAUUCUUUUUCUUCUCUUUUCUUGAAGGACCUGCAGAUAUCUUUCUGGUUGAUUGUACAUUUGGAAGUUGUUUUUAUUUUGGGAAAAAAAAAAAAAAAACUAUGUAUUACUUCCUAGAUGUAGUUAGCAGGCUUUAGAAGAGGAAAAACAUUCUGGUUUUACUCUCUAUAAUAUGAGCGAAUUGCCUGUAAAUGUGUCAACUUCACAUUCAGCGACUUACAUAGCAACUUAAGUUAUAUACUAUUUUGGAGUGAUUAUUUAACCAUGCAAUAUUUGUAUUUGAUGA